This is a messenger RNA of Branchiostoma floridae (Florida lancelet), 804 nucleotides long. RefSeq lists its product as uncharacterized. Lineage: Eukaryota; Metazoa; Chordata; Leptocardii; Amphioxiformes; Branchiostomatidae. The transcript has 3 exons. Gene Ontology annotation, molecular function: protein kinase activity; ATP binding. Bases 308 to 745 code for a protein of 145 amino acids. Gene Ontology annotation, biological process: protein phosphorylation. The record is from RefSeq and is a predicted model, not a curated record.
ACGGAUCACCUUUCCGCCACACCUUCCGAUGUGUUGAAGAAUUUUGAUAGAUAAGAAGACGAAUCUAUCCACUUUCUCAAAGACACGUGGGUGCCUUGACCUUAAAAGUAGAAUUGUCAUGUUGUUGUCGGUAAUGGUGGGGAAGAACGCAUAAGCUCGAAUGCGAGUUAAUAAAAGCGUGGAAAUUUAUGUGUACUAAGUAACUUCAUGUCGUGCUAAUCCUUGUUUCAGGUACCGCAAAUAUUGCUCUUGUUUUUCUCUAUUUCUCUAGGGUAACCCUGUGGAUGAGGCAACAGUUACAGCUGAGAUGAUGGUACUUAGGAAAAUUGGUCUCGCCGGGAGUCUCCAGAAUGUAAUUAACCAAUGUGCGAUUGCAGACAAAGAUGUAUACAAGUGGGUUCUACACACUACUCGUCAUCACUACACUUUGAGGGAGGUGCUGACCGAAUUGACAUCUGAAGAUAUUCUAACCAUCAACCUGGAUGUAAUAAAGGCCUUGAACUUCCUGCACCGAAACGACAUCAUCCUCGGCAGAAUGUCACUGGAUAGUCUCUUAGUCGUAAAGGAGCCGCAAUUGACACUCAUCAUUGCUGACUUCUCCCAUGCCAGGAUCGUCGUUAAAGAAAGGAACCGAAGAAAAGACUUUGACGCCGACUUUAGGGAAUGGAAGAAACUAAAAGGUGUUAUCGAACUUUACUCAACCAGUCUAGCUCUCCCAUUCAAGAUCACUUUCAAGAAAAUUUAAGAUCUUCUAGUAUUCAAUGAUGAGGCGUUUAACUUGCUGCCUUCAUGCCGUCUUAUACC